AAUACUUCAUUGUCUUCAUUAUUUUAUUCAUAAGUUUAAAUACUUACGUUUGUGUAAAACUAAUUUAUUAUGUUUACUAUCAAAAUCCCAUCUUAUUGUUCAGAGAGUGCCCAAAAAAUAACAAAUAUUGACAGUGAUCGCUUCAAGCAACUACUUAAAACAAAAUGGGAUGAAAUUCACGAUCAACCAGAUGUUUUUCGCUACAAAGUUAACAAAAUGAGAGAAAUAAUUGUGGAUAAUAGAUACAUACUACUGUUGAAUCCUGACCGUGGAUUCAAAAGAAGAGAGCCGGAGUUCAUAGACAGUAUCCACAAGCCAUAUAACCCUGAUGAGUUCAAUUUUAACAAAACAUCAACAAAAGAACAUUUAUUUACUAUGCAUGAAAACAACAGUACAGACACACACCUACUCCUAGUAAAUGUGAGUCCCAUAUCCCGGUACCACACUCUGCUGUGCCCGUCAGUCAAUAAAUGUCUGCCACAGGUUGUGACUGAAGACAGCAUUAGAUUGGUUUUAGACGUCAAGUUCUUGGCUCAGGAUCGUGAUCUAAAAAUUGGUUUCAACAGUCUCUGUGCUUUUGCUUCUGUGAACCACCUACACUAUCACUUGAUGUAUGAACAGAAUACACUUCAUGUUGCAACUGAUAAAUGCACCCACAUAAAAGGUCCUCUCUAUUUAAUAAAUAAUAUAGUCCCAGCAUUCUGUUUCCAAGUGACAAAAGAAACAAAAACCAAAGCAGUUAAACACAUCUUUAAACUGGCUGAAUAUCUCGUAUCAAAGUCCAUAGGACAUAAUAUAUUAGUCACUGAUGGGGAGCCUAUGGUACUAGGGUGUAAUAACGUGGUACCAGAGUGUAAGAAUAUGGUACCUCGGUGUAAUGAUAUGGUAACAGGGUGUCAGAAUGCGAUACCAGACUGUAAGGAAGUAGUACCACGGUGUAAUGAUAUGGUACCAGAGUGUCAGGAUAGUGAGGUGGUGAGAGUACUGGUGACGCCAAGAUUGAGCACUGCCGGUGUUAAAAUGUUGACGUCGUUCAAUGUGGCUGUUUUGGAGCUGAGCGGAUGGUUUCCUGUGUACGAUGCUGAGUAUUUCGAUACGUUCAGUGCGGCAGAUUUAGAAAAGGAAUUGAGUAAAUGGAAGUUACCUAAUUUUGACGAAUUAUGUGAUGAAGUUAAAUCAUUGUAUUAAUUGUAUGUGAUACCUACGUGUUAUUUAUGUCUUUAUUAUACCCAAGGCUAAG
Molecule: messenger RNA, 1240 nt
Organism: Cydia strobilella
Lineage: Eukaryota; Metazoa; Arthropoda; Insecta; Lepidoptera; Tortricidae
Product: GDP-D-glucose phosphorylase 1
Exons: 6
Coding region: 70-1188 (372 amino acids)
Biological process (GO): glucose metabolic process
Cellular component (GO): cytoplasm
Molecular function (GO): GDP-D-glucose phosphorylase activity
Source: RefSeq, a predicted model, not a curated record